Molecule: messenger RNA, 2039 nt
Organism: Nymphaea colorata (pocket water lily)
Lineage: Eukaryota; Viridiplantae; Streptophyta; Magnoliopsida; Nymphaeales; Nymphaeaceae
Product: tubulin-folding cofactor E
Exons: 15
Coding region: 217-1824 (535 amino acids)
Cellular component (GO): nucleus
Molecular function (GO): protein binding
Source: RefSeq, a predicted model, not a curated record
UCGUCCGACUCAAACGAAUCCGAACAUUGAGCUCCACCCACUCGGCCGCAUCAAGCAACGGCACAAAAUAUAAGGCGCCACCUUUCUCGUCAGCCUCUUCUUCAACCAGGAACCCGGGAAAGCUGAUCAAAUCUGAAGCCUCCCUCACCAUCUGGAAAAGUUUCCCGGGGAUCGAAGGCCUCCCGCCGAUGCAAUAGUUCAAAAAGUAGCGCAGCCAUGUCGCUGAGUGAAGAAUCAAAAUUCGAAAUCGGUCAGAGGGUCCAUAGCGUCUCCGAUUCCCGUCGAAUCGGCACCGUGAUGUACGUAGGACCCGUCGACGGCUAUUCGGGAACUUGGGUAGGCGUCGAUUGGGACAAUGGCAACGGCAAGCACGACGGCACUGUCAAAGGGGUUCGGUAUUUUCGCACCAGCGCCGAGCAAUCGGGCUCUCUUGUUCGUUCCCACACGAUAAGCAAAGGGGUGUCCUUUAUUGACGCCCUUGCUCGUCGGUACACUUGCGAGACUACAAAAGAAGAAGAAGAUGAAAUGUAUGUCUAUUCCAUGAGGAAGAAGAGGGUUGCGAUUCAACUCCUGGGAAAGGAUAAAGUGCAAGAGAAGUUCAGCCGAUUUGAAGAAUUGGAACAUGCUUCGCUUGCUUAUUUAGGGGUGAGCUCGCCUGGGCCACAGCACGCAAUCCAUGGCGUUAUACCAAAUCUCAAGAAUCUUGAUCUCACUGGAAAUUUACUUUCACAAUGGAAGGAUGUGAACUCUAUCUGUGAAGAACUUCCAGCUCUUGAAGUCCUUGAUUUGACUAACAACCGCAUGUCACAUGAUGUGUCUGGGAUAUCAUCUCUCAGAAACAUUCGCAUUUUGGUCCUUAAUAAUUGUAGCAUAACAUGGAAGCAGGUUGAUGUGCUCAAACAUUCUCUUCCAGCCCUUGAAGAGCUCCACUUGAUGUCAAAUGGAUUAAUGAGAAUUGAGGCUGAACCACAUGUAGCAUCAUGCUCCUACGUGGAAGGAUUUGAGCACCUACGGAUUCUCAAUUUGGAGGAUAACUUGAUAGGUUUAUGGGAUGAGAUUAUGAAGUUUUCUCAGUUGAAAAGCUUGGAGCAACUUCGUUUGAGCAAGAACAACUUGAAAAGUAUAUCCUAUCCUGCUGUUCGUCCUCAUCAUGAUUCUGUACCUGGCGAGCCUUUUAAGAACUUAUGUUGCCUGCUUCUGGGUGGUAACAAGAUUGAAGAUUUAUCAUCUGUGGAUUCACUCAAUCAUUUUCCAAAUUUGAGAGAUGUUAGGCUUUCUGAUAAUCCAAUUGUUGAUCCUGCAAAAGGCGGCAUCCAACGAUUUGCUCUUAUUGCACGUUUAACUAAUGUCACCAUGCUGAAUGGAAGUGAGGUGAGUGCAAAAGAAAGGAAGGAUGCUGAGAUAAGGUAUGUCCAUCUGGUGAUGGCUAACAUGCAGUUGGACAAACAAGAAGAGAUCAGGGAAAAGCACCCAAGGUUUUUUGAGCUGAAAAAGCUUCAUGGCAUCGAUGAUGAGAAGCAAUCAUCUGCAACUGCAGGAUCUCAAAAAAUGGCUUCUGGUCUGAUGUCAAUUACUCUGAAAUGUAUUGGAGCCUCUAUCAACGAGAAGCCGCCUCUAACUAAGAAACUUCCUGCUACAACCACAGUGGGAAAGCUGAUGGUUCUUUGCAUCAGUUUUUUUAAGCUGAAAGCUGUAAAGCCUAGAUUGUUUCUUCAAGAAGAGGGCCGAGCAACGCCUUUGUUGCUUGAUGAUGACAUGGAAUCUUUGGCUGACCUUCGACUUCCAAGCAAUGGGGGUACCAUUUUGGUUGAUGAAGAAGUUUAAGCAUUUUGAAAUCAUUCACUGUGAACAUCUAGUCAUCCAAAUAGAGCGGAUGCUUAGAAACGAGGGACAAAAAACUUCAGAACGAUCAGUCCAAAUUUUGCGGAAGAAACAAUGUCUGGUUGUAAAGCUGAAAAGUUAGAACUUCAGACUCAUUGGGACGACCUUGUUGUUCAUUGUUACAUUUCAAAUUGAGGAACUGGUACCAUUUAAUUUCA